AUGACCCUUUCGCCCGCGACUUCUGGACCUUUUCCCCUGAGGGUCCACGGCAGGGCGGGGAGGAGCCAGCUGAGUCCCCAGAUGGAUCCUCAGCUCAGGGGUGCAGCAACGCCCCGACUUUACGCCCUGUUCCUGCCGUCGGGACUGCUGGCCUGCAUGCAUUGUACCCCUGACUGCUUGGUGUGGCAGGCUGGCAGCAAUGCCGUAUUGGUUGGUGUGUGUCGGAGGUGUGCGCUUUGGCCAGCGUGCGGGCAUCCAGGUGAUGUCAACCUUGCAGGUCUGCAGGAAUAG
Diaporthe batatas is the source of this 291-nucleotide messenger RNA. RefSeq lists its product as uncharacterized. Bases 1 to 291 code for a protein of 96 amino acids. The record is from RefSeq and is a predicted model, not a curated record. Lineage: Eukaryota; Fungi; Ascomycota; Sordariomycetes; Diaporthales; Diaporthaceae. The transcript is spliced from 3 exons.